Messenger RNA from Penicillium samsonianum, 1686 nucleotides. RefSeq lists its product as uncharacterized. NCBI's taxonomy places the organism in Eukaryota, Fungi, Ascomycota, Eurotiomycetes, Eurotiales, Aspergillaceae. The transcript has 2 exons. The record is from RefSeq and is a predicted model, not a curated record. The coding region runs from base 1 to 1686 and encodes 561 amino acids.
AUGGUGACUGGCAUCGAGGCGGCGGGUCUCGCUCUUGCCAUUCUUCCUCUUCUUAUAAACCAAGUCGACGCCUACGCUCUCGGCAUCGAGAAGAUCAAACUUUUAAGGCGAUACCGACGGGACUUCAAAGGAUAUUCGGUGGGACUGAAAACCCAGCGCACCAUCUUGCUGAAUACGCUAGAGCAAGCCCUCGAAGGUGUCGUCGACGACGAAGAUGAGAUAUCCCAACUCAUUAACAACCCACAAGGCAAAGAAUGGGCAAACGCAGCUCUGCAAGGUCGUCUACGCAGAAAGCUGAACCGAAAUUACGAUAUAUUCUUACAGAAUAUGACUUCUCUCUCGGAUUUACUUGAAUAUCUAUCUCGAAAGCUACAAAUUACCGAAGACCGGACGAACUCAGCCCCCGAAACCUGGGAUCUAUGGAAAUUCCGUAAGAUCCUUAGCAAGGCGGUUUACGACGAUCUCCUUACAAAGAUCAACGCGGCAAAUACAAUAUUGAAGCUUCUGAUUGACCAGUCCGAUCACCGGGAAACAAGUAAGAAAAGGCGGCAGUCCUGGAGCCCCCUCCUACAGCGAUACAAAAAGGCACGCAAGAAUGCUGAAGGGCUAUUUCAAACCAUUAUUGAAGGAAAUUACUGGCGCUGUAGUUGUAAAGAGCAACACAGUGUCCAGCUUCAACUACAAACCAAUCCUCUAAAGAGUGCCGAGGAUCACCCUCUCAGCAACUCUCAAUCUCAGUUCCGGAUGCUCUUUUCCAACAAGGCAGCGGCAACAAGUAAUACGAACCCAGAUUGCUUAUUGACCUGGACAGAAGUGGUCUUUAAGCCUUCGCGGGUUGAAGAGGUCGUGGAACUUGCCACUCUCACCCUUUGCGACGAUUCCACGUUCCACAAGGUCCCAAGGAGAUCUAGGGCUCAGCUCAACGGUUCUACUCUCAUAGAGGAAGCAUCAGAAAUAACUCUUGAGCCUCCAUCUAUCCAGCCCAUUCAGGACUUUUGUUCAUCUCUUCAUAUUGCCGAAAUGAACAGUGGGCAGCAAAAGACCAUUGGUUUCAUUUCCAACGAGAUGAAUACCUCUUUUCGGUACACAAUGGAUGCAGUGAAGAGACUCCCAAAAGGAGUCCCACAAAAGCCUCUUGGGGAAGUUCUUUCAAAAAUCAGUCGUCGUGAUCGGCUCUAUAUUGCUACCGGCCUAGCAUGUGGUGUGGUUCAAUUCUGUGGCAAUUGGCUGAAAUCCUCAUGGGAUAGCUCCGAUGUCCAUCUGGCUGCUGCGGACGACGGUUACAGUGUAUUGCUGGACAAUCUAUAUCUCUCAUGGCCUCUUCUCCCUCUUGAUACUGGGAGAGAGACUUACAACUCGGCGCACUAUCCCAAUGUACGAGGCAAUCUUCUGUUGCCUUUAGGGCUUGCACUGGUGGAACUGUCACUUGGGAAAUCCCUAAGUGUAUUCUUUACUCCGGAGGAUGAGCACCAGGAGCCUUUAGUCACUAAAUUCCGGGUCGCUUCAAGGCUUGUCGACAAUGUGCACCAGGAAAGUGGCACGCACUAUGCAGAAGCAGUUCAUAGCUGCCUCUACUGGUCUGGCAUAAUCUCACUGUCCAAUGAGCAAAAGUUCGUGGAACGUGUCUUUGAUAACAUUGUCUCUCCUUUACUGAAGGACUUGGUAAAUUUCGAAGGUCUUGCGUGA